CUACAACAGCCUGAGAACGCUGAGCCCCGCGGACUUUGCUGGGCUGGAGAACCUGGAGCUGCUGAUGCUGCACAGCAACGASAUCAGCACCAUCCCCGAGAGGGUGUUCGGCGAUCUGCGUUCCCUGCAGGUGUUAAAAAUGAGCUACAACAAGGUCAGAGUGCUCCAGCAGGACGUGUUUCASGGCCUGAGCAGCUUGGUGCGGCUGCACAUGGACCACAAUCAAAUCGAAUUUGUGCAUCCCUAUGUUUUCCAUGGACUCACCUCCUUGAGAUGGGUGCACCUGGAUGGGAAUCUCCUUCAGCAGCUGCACCCGGACACUUUUGUCACCUUGCACUACAGUCAGAUAUUUCAGAUCUCCUUCCUGAGGCACAUCUCCCUGGCUGACAACGCUCUGACCUCGCUCCCAGCAGAAAUGUUUUCCUACAUGGCAGAGCUCGAGAGCCUUUACCUGCACGGGAACCCGUGGAGCUGCGACUGCAGCCUGCGGGGAUUUGCAGAGUGGGCUCGGGACAGACCAGAUGUUCUCAAGUGCAGAAAAGAGAGAAUCUCCGGUGCCCAGCAAUGCCCGGUCUGUGCCAGUCCCAAAAACCACAAUGGGAAAAGUGUAGCGGAUCUCCCUCCCGCAUCUCUCACCUGCUUCAAGCCCGUCAUUGACGACUCCCUGAAAUCCAGGAACCUGACGCUGCCGGACGAUGGGGAUUUUUUGGGUUUYGCGUCUCCCAGGGAUUUCCUGGCUCCCAUAGGAUCUGUGGUUUUGAACGUGACYGACCAAGCGGGCAACCGMGGCMACCUGGYUUGCCAGGUCCAGAAACCGAGAGARACCUCUCCUGCCUCAUUUSAGCAGGAAGGCAGCAGCACYGUGCUCAAAAGCUCCUUCUCAGCGUUCCUGGUGUGCGGAAUUGGUGACGGGGACAUCCAGCAGCUCUGGAGCAUCCUGGCGCUGUACAGCACCUCUCCCGUGAAACUGGAGAGAACCACGGAUGGCGCAGCUUCGGGCAGGCACAGAUACAAACAGAUCCACCCAGAGAAGGAUGAGCUCUUCACCAAUAUCGAGGCUGAGCUGCGAGCCGAGCCGGGCUGGCUGGCACAGAACAGAGUGACCCUGCAGCUGGACAGGACGGCCACCACGCUGAGCGCGCUGCACCUCCGCUACUCCGCCGAUGUGCAGAUCAGGCUGCCCGGUGACAGCACGGCCCCGGUGACCAAGGACUGGGUCACCAUCUCCAGGGACAGCAGCACGCCCAGGGAGCACACGGUGCUGGUGGGGGACRGCGUGGAGCUGGGGUGCCGGGCCAGGGGACACCCCGCACCCACCACCGAGUGGGUCCUGUCCGACGGCAGCCGAGCGCGGGCGCCGCACGUCAGCGAGGACGGGAGGAYGGCGGUGCUGGGCAGCGGGAGCCUCACCCUGCGCUCGGCAGACACCUUCGACUCGGGGCUGUACCGCUGUGUGGUCACCAACGGCCGCGACACCGCCGCGCUGGCGCUCCGGGUCACCGUGCUGGAGCCGCGCCUGGAGCGCCGCGAUGUGAACGGAGCGCGGCUCUGGGCUGCUCCGGGCAGCACUCUGCACCUCCCCUGCACCGCCACGGCCGCUCCCGACCCUGCCUUCACAUGGGUGCUGCCUGAGGGGUCAAUCCUCCGCCRCUCUGCGGGGAACAARGAGGUUCUUGCCAACGGCACCCUGAGRAUUCGCGGGGUGAGCGAGCGGGACRCSGGCUUCUUCCGAUGCGUGGCRGCCAACCCGUACGGUGCYGACCUGCUGGUGUUCCAGGUGAUGGUCAGGAGGGGUGGAACUGCUGCCAGGAGAAAGCAGGGGGCUGAGGGAGAUGGGGAAGAGGGCUCUGGAGGUGCAGGGCUGGGCUCUGCCGCGGCACGGAGCCGAACCUCAGACACCCCCAGAGCUCACGGGGAGCCCAGCAGCCGGGGCGCCCGUCAAAGGAACGGCCACGGGAACACCCCUCACCAGCCCUACAGCGACAGGACGGGCUGGCAGCUCAGGGGACAGCGCAGACAGUUUGUGUCCUCGGGCAGGAGAGCCGAUCCGCAGCGCUGGGCAGCCUUGGUGGAGAAAACGCGGAGGAACCGCACGGCCACGGACAGAGGAGGAGAUGGGACAGCAGAACCGCCCGUUCAUGUCCAAAAGAUCUCAGAGGCACCCGAGGAUGGGGAGGAGACAUCUGGGGAUCUCAUAUCUCCRGAGGAAUUCAUGAUUCCAGCAACAGAGAGAUCGCCGGGGUUUGCUCUGGGGACAGCGACAGAGCUCACGGUCACUGCAGGGCCCCAGGAGCCCCCAAAUCGGGGUGGGAAAAUCCCCCUCCUGCUCGCAGAAACAUUGACCCCUCUACCCUCUCCUCCUGCGGCAUCGGGCAGCGGAAAGCCUCAAACAAAACCUACAGUGAGGUGGGAAAGAUCUGGCGGGAGUCAAGUGUCAGGAAAUGGUGCAAAACAAACAAGUGAAGCAAGUGGGACAGCCACACUCUCCCCUGCUGUGCAAAGGGCGAUAUAUUCUGAGGAAAGCAAUAACCAGAAUCUGAAAUUUGUGACACCUACGACACGAGCAGCAGGCACUGGCGAGGCUGGAACACCCCAAAACUCAGCAGACAAUUCACGUAUUUUCACUGAGGCUGUUGCUGAGGUUUCCACCACAGCAGAGCAGCAGGUCCCCGUGGUGACAGUCAGCACACAAAGCCCUGAGUCUGGCCCCGUUUAUUUUCAUGGUGCUCAGAGAGGAGGAACCCCAAAGCCACCACCGGCCUCGACUGUCCCUUCCCAUCAGCAAACCCGGCUUUUCCAGCACAUCCCAACUCAGCCGCCCCAGCUCCAGCAGCGCCGCGGGAGACGAAGGAAAAUUUCAGGGCGAAGACGAAUUGUUAGACCAGGACGUGUCCCRGGUGUGAGGCCGACAGUUAUUGCUCCUAAAACUGACCCCAAAAUCACCAAAUCKAAAAUAUUCCGAGGGGGAGGAAGGMGAGGCCAGAGGAGGAAGAGGCCUCCCAAAACUGCUGCCCCACAGCGUGUGACUGCAGCCACCCCUGCMGGGAGCAGAGCCACCCCCACGGUGACAGCAGUGACACCGCCAGCGGUGUCCCCAAACCCUGCAGAGCCUCCCCCUGGCAGGGUCAGCGCCAUCCCCAUGACCAAAGCCCCGUCCCUGCGUGUCCCUGCCACCCCCGGGGCACCUCAGCCCGGGAGCACGGCGGCCACAGAGCCGCUGGUCACCCAAGCACCACUGACCGCCAGGACAGUGACCGCCAGGACAGUGACCGCCAGGACAGUGACCGCCAGGACAGUGACCACACCGCGGGCACCACUGACCGCACCCCCGCGGGAAAGGGACACGGACAGCUCCGGCCACGGCGGGUCUGGAAGGACACAACAACAUCGAGACCCCACCACCACCACCCCCAACCCCGUCAGCUCGGGCUCUGCGAGCGGAGAUCGUUUUUCAAAGCCCAGAAUAGUCGGGGGAAAUUUGGCUGCUUUCACUCUGCUGGCGGAUUCCGAUGCUUUCAUUCCUUGUGAGGCCACCGGGAACCCCCCUCCGGUCAUAGAGUGGACCAAGGUGCCGUCAGGCUCCGACACUCCGGGACACGGCGGCGCUGGCCGGUGGCUGGUGCUGGCCAACGGGACUCUGUCCAUCCCGCGGGCAGGGCCGCAGGACAGCGGGCAGUACCGGUGCACGGCGGCCAACGCGCACGGCUCGGCUCGGCUCCUGGUCACCCUGGCCGUGCUGGCCAUCCCUCCCCGCGUGGCCGGCGGCCCCCAGCGCCUGCUGACCGCUCAUUCGGGCAGCAGCGUGGCCGUGCCGUGCCGGGCCGAGGGCAGACCCGCUCCCAGCAUCUCCUGGCUCCUGGCGAACGGGACGCGCCUCUCCCGCUCCUCCUCCUCCUCCUCCUCCUGGGGAAAGCAGCGGGCCGGCGUGGAGCCGGACGGCACUCUGGUCAUCCGAGCGGUCAGCGUGUUCGACCGCGGGCUCUACACGUGCCUGGCCCAAAACGCCGCGGGCACCGCCGCCGUGGCCGUGCGGCUGCAGGUGGUGGCGGCCCCUCCGAGCAUCCUGGAGGAGCGGAGGCAGAGCGUGCUGGCAGCGGCGGGGCAGAGCCUGGAGCUGCCCUGCACGGCGCAAGGAAAGCCYGAGCCCGCGGUGCACUGGGUGCUCCCCGACGGGGCCGUGCUGACCCCGCUGCGGCCGCCGCGCUCGGGGCUCUCGGUGCUCCCGGACGGAACUUUGCGCCUGGGCAGCAUCGCUCCUGCCCACAGCGGCACCUACGAGUGCAUCGCCACCAGCUCCACGGGCUCCGACAGGAGGGUGGUCAUCCUGGCCGUGCAGCGCCGAGACGCGCUGCCCAAAAUCGCCGCCGCCUCUGCGGAGCUGACUCGGCUGAGAUUUGGGGAGAGGCUGCUCCUGAACUGCACGGCCAGCGGGGACCCCGAACCCAGGAUUAUCUGGAGGCUGCCCUCCAGGGCCGUGGUGGACCAGUGGCACAGGAUGGGAAGUCGGAUCCACGUCUACCCCAACGGAUCGCUGGCCAUCGAGGCAGUGACGGACAAGGACGCGGGCGAUUAUGUGUGCGUGGCGAGGAACAGAGYGGGGGACGAUGUGGCGCUGAUGAGGGUCGGCAUGGCGAUGGAACCCGCCAAGAUCGAGCACGGGCAGCAGCUCCGGACGCGAGUGCCCUACGGGGAGGAUUUUCGGGCGGACUGCAAGGCCUCGGGGUGGCCCGUGCCGCGGGUGUCCUGGGCUCUGCCGGACGGGACGCGGCUCAGCAGCGCGGGGSACAGCGGGCWCAGCUCCAGCGGGUUCCUCCUGUUSRAUAACGGCACGCUGCUCCUCCGCAGAGCCGGCCUGGCACACGCGGGACUCUACACGUGCUAUGCCCACAACGCUCUGGGCAGCGCCGAGAUGCGGAUCCAGCUCACGGUGGUGGCGGCGGCGCCGCGGAUAAAGCACAAAGAUAAAACAUUGUGGCUCACGGUGACAGCCGGGGACGCGGCGCUGCUGGACUGCGAGGCGGACGGAGAGCCCCGGCCGCGGAUUUCGUGGCUGCUGCCCUCGGGGGAGACCAUUUCGUGGCUGCUGCCCUCGGGGGAGACCCUCUCCUCGUCCGCAGAGCGGCUCUCGCUGCACCCCAACGGCUCUCUGUCCAUCGGGCAGGCCGGGCUGCCGGACGCCGGGCAGUACGUGUGCGCGGCUCGGAACCCGGGAGGGGCUGACACCAAACUCUACGAGCUGCGGGUGGCCCCCAAACCCCCCACCAUCAACGGUCUGCACGGCAACAGGACCGUGGUGAAGGUGACGGCCGUGAGGCACUCCAAGAAGCACAUCGAGUGCCGGGCGGAGGGGACGCCGCCGCCUCGGAUCGUGUGGGUCGUGCCCGAUAACAUUUUCCUGACGGCGCCCUAUUACGGCAGCAGGAUCGCCGUGCACCAAAACGGCACCCUGGAGAUCCGGAACGUCAGGCCCUCGGACGCGGCCGAGUUUGUSUGCGUGGCCCGGAACGAGGGCGGCGAGGCCGCGCUGGUGGUGCGGCUGGAGGUGACCGAGAUGCUGCGGCGACCCACCUUCAAAAACCCGCUCAACGAACGGAUCGUCGCGAAAGCCGGCAGAGCCGUCACGCUGAACUGCUCCGUGGAUGGAAACCCUCCCCCGGACGUCAGCUGGAUGCUGCCCAACGGCACCUGGCUUUCCAGCGGCACCAGGACACCCCGCUUUUCCACGGGAAGCGAUGGAACCCUGAGCAUCCCGAGCCCCGAGSGGCCGCACGCCGGGCGGUACCGCUGCGCUGCGCGGAACCAGGUGGGCUACAUCGAGAAGCUGCUGSUGCUGGAGGUGGCCCAGAAGCCCCGCAUCCUCACCGGACCCGCAGGGCUGCUGAAGGGGGUCAGCGGGGAGCCUCUGUCCCUGCACUGCGCGGCCGAGGGCAGCCCCAAGCCCCGSGUGGAGUGGACGCUGCCGGACGGGCGGGUGCUGCAGCGGCCGCAGCUCAGCGGGCGAUUUGUGCUGCUGGAAAACGGCACYCUGCUCAUCCGGGCAGCCUCGGCCCUGGACGCGGGGAGUUACCRGUGCAGGGCUCACAACGAUGCCGGUGUCGCCUCCCUCGCUGUCGCCGUGGCGGUGACAUCCCGCGCCCCGCGGAUCGUGGCCAGAGCCCCUCCGGCCAUCCGCACCGCGCCGGGGGCAGCGCUGCAGCUCCACUGCGUCGUGCUGGGCAUUCCCACUCCAGAAAUCACCUGGCGCCUGCCCGACGGCUCCGUGCUCUCCACAGCUCGCCGGGGAGCGGCGGGAGAGCUGCUCCAUCCCACGGGAACGCUGCUCCUGCGGAACCCCCGACCCUCCGAUUCGGGCCCCUACGAGUGCACGGCCAGCAGCCCCCUGGGCACGGACACCGCCGUCACCUACCUGCACGUCCUCUGAGCCCAAAACAGCRGGAAUUUGGCUGCAGCUGCGCUCAGGCCAUGAGUGCCCGAAAACACCGCCCUCGGUCCGCAGCGACGGGCAAAGGACGGAGGAAGGAACGGGGGGAUCAGCCCUGGCGUUACCCGCCAGCCGAACCGGCUCUCCCGCGUUCAGGGGAGUUGAAUAAACUCAAAGUUAAGGCACUUUAGCUCUGCAAAGCGACAGCAAACGCUGACUGUCAAAAACAAUGAUGGUUUCUGGAAAUGUUCCCGGACUGCUCUUGCACGGACAGAGUUUCU
Messenger RNA from Malurus melanocephalus (red-backed fairy wren), 6702 nucleotides. It is a transcript of the gene IGSF10, whose product is annotated as immunoglobulin superfamily member 10. Gene Ontology annotation, molecular function: protein binding. The record is from RefSeq and is a predicted model, not a curated record. The transcript is spliced from 6 exons. The annotation marks the transcript as partial. NCBI's taxonomy places the organism in Eukaryota, Metazoa, Chordata, Aves, Passeriformes, Maluridae. Gene Ontology annotation, cellular component: extracellular region.